Messenger RNA from Salarias fasciatus (jewelled blenny), 3607 nucleotides. It is a transcript of the gene slc39a9, whose product is annotated as solute carrier family 39 member 9. NCBI's taxonomy places the organism in Eukaryota, Metazoa, Chordata, Actinopteri, Blenniiformes, Blenniidae. Gene Ontology annotation, molecular function: metal ion transmembrane transporter activity. Bases 426 to 1367 code for a protein of 313 amino acids. The record is from RefSeq and is a predicted model, not a curated record. Gene Ontology annotation, cellular component: membrane. Gene Ontology annotation, biological process: transmembrane transport; zinc ion transport. The transcript is spliced from 7 exons.
GUCUGCAUCAAACAAGAGGAUGCUCGGUUAGCGCGGUUAGCUUCCUCGUUAGCAGCCCACCGUGUCGGGAAGUUGCAAGAUAAUUUACAAGAAGGGACAGUAACGAUGCGGGCUGUCAGCUAUUUCCGCUGGAAACUCGACGUACUGCGGGUUUGUAUUUAUGAAGCUUGAGCCGGAUAAUUACCGGAGCUAAGUUAGCUUAGCUUCACUGUCGAGGCCAGCGUCUGAAGCGUCUGUUAGCGUCAAUGUUUAGAAGCAAACAAGAGAAGCAAAACAGAUCAACUCUGAAAAACUCCCGGGUUUGAGGGGAUGUUAUUGCACCUAGCCGACACGAAUAGAAGUCCGCGUUGAAUCCACAGAGAAAGUGGUUUAUUUGAUGUUUUUUAGCUCAGCAGUUGAUUAGCAAAAAAGAGAAGAGUGCAGUCAUGGACGAUUUCAGCUCGAUCAGCCUGCUGUCUCUGUCAAUGCUGGUGGGGUGCUAUGUGGCCGGGACCAUUCCUUUAGCAGUCAAUUUCUCAGAGGAGAAGCUUAAGCUGGUCACAGUGCUCGGCGCAGGGCUCCUCUGUGGGACCGCUCUAGCUGUCAUCAUCCCUGAAGGAGUUCAUGCACUUUAUGAGGAAAUCCUCGAAGGCGGACACCACAGUCCCGGCCAGGCCGGAGCCGUGGAGGCUUCCCAGGCGAAGGCCGACGUGGAGGCGGCGCUGAGCGCCAGCGGGCAGCACGAGCACAGUCACGAGCAGCUGCACGCCUACAUCGGCGUGUCUCUGGUCCUGGGCUUCGUCUUCAUGCUGCUGGUGGAUCAGAUCGGAAGUUCUCAUAUCCACAGCACUGAAGGUUUAGAUCCAGAAUCAGCCAGAGUUUCCUCGUCAAAAAUCACCACCACCCUGGGUCUGGUGGUCCACGCUGCUGCUGACGGAGUCGCAUUAGGAGCUGCAGCCUCGACGUCUCAGACCAGCGUUCAGCUCAUCGUCUUCGUGGCCAUCAUGCUGCAUAAGGCUCCUGCAGCGUUCGGCCUGGUCUCCUUCCUCAUGCACGCCGGUCUGGAGAGAAACCGCAUCCGUAAACACCUCCUGGUUUUCGCCCUGGCGGCGCCCGUCCUCGCCAUGCUCACAUUUUUAGGCCUCAGCCAGAGCAGCAAAGAGGCCCUGUCGGACGUCAACGCCACCGGCGUGGCCAUGCUCUUCUCGGCCGGCACCUUCCUCUACGUGGCCACCGUCCACGUGCUCCCCGAGGUGGGGGGCGGCGGCGGCCACAGCCACGCCGCCGCGGGGGCCGGCGGGGGGAAGGGACUCAGCAAGGUGGAGGUGGGAGCGCUGGUGCUGGGCUGCCUCAUACCUCUGGUGCUGUCGGUGGGCCAUCACCAUUAGACCCCGCCCCCCCCCCCCAGCUCGGUUCGCAUGAAAGUAAAGCGAGGACAGAGACCUCAAACCUUGGAAACGUCUUACUGCUUGUCGGCUGCUGACGGCGCUCGGGGACCAGAGACUUCCUCUCUGAUGUGACUUGAAAGUGGGGGCGGGUGGUGUUGGUGGGGGGAGCCGGGGAUCAGAGUUACUGCAUCCACAAAACACAAUCCAGCUACUCUGCGUUUGCAUUAAUUCCACCAGAAAUGUUCUCUUUUUUCAAAAAAAAAAAAAAAAAAAAAAAAAAAAAACAUAAAAAAACCAUGGUGUGUUCAGGCCACCUGGGAGUUUUCAGUGUCGCGUUAUCGUGCUCGUUGAGAUUCAAAGAGCCAGGCCCGAUUUCACCACCGUCAGCUUCUCCUAGAAGGCCGUUGCAGUGAGAUUUAGAUAGUUUCCAGUAAGCUUGUGACUUUUUUUUCUUCUUCUUCUCAUUUUCUUUCUUUUUAAAUAAUUGUACAGAGUGUAAAUCUCCAAGCAACAGAUUUAAACUGAUCCAAGUGCCAUAUUGCUAUUGAAAGAGAGAAGACUUCUUUUCCGGAACGGAGCUUCUGUUUUCACUCCGCAUCCUCCGAUCAGGCGAAGUGGAGGAUCCCGAACUGGUCUUUAACGGAUGCCGAUGCUUGAAGGCUCGACGUCCAGUCUUUUAAACCCCCGUCGAGGAGGAAACAAUCAUAACGUGUCACUUUUUAUUGUGGGUUUCUGGUUGUGGUGACUGUAACGGAGUGUGUGAGGACCUGUCUUAACGUGAAAAUGGACUUCAUCGGCGGCGGAGGGUUUUCCUCUUUCCCAGCAGCCGUGAAGCGGACUGCGGGAUUCGCCUCGCGGAGGGCAUUAGCCAGCUGGGCCAAAACCUUUUAGGGACCAUCUGCUCAGGAGAUGCAUUCAAGGGUUGUGAGAGGAGAACUUUGAUCAGCAAUAAUCAUGAAUAAGUAAGUUGUAAACACGAGGCUGUAAAAGUAGCGUAAUGACUUGUGCGUGCAUGUGGAGAGGUGUGUGUGUGUCUCCGUUAGCAUACUUAACAUUUGUAUGUUUAAUUAGAUUUGUAUGCUUACAGGGACCUGGAAAUGUCGUCACAUCAUUCUCAGCCUGGAUGGUGAAUUGAAUCUGCUGAGGGAGAAAACGGUUUUGAUCCCUCAGUCUUGACUUGCAGGCUCCUGUGAGUCCACCCCAUCAGCUUUCCAUUCGAGCGGCUCAGAUUCAGCCUGAGUUGAACAUUUACAGGCCCUCGUAAAUAAAGCAAGUAUGAAUGGAAUAGUUUCAUGCACAAAUCUAACUGCGCACACACGGAUUUUGCUUUGCACAAAUUAUGUAGAAAUCUCCCGAUUGAGGCACACAAGUCACUUAGCUACCAGAAACGGCUCUGAAUCCAUUUCUUCAUCAAUGUUAUGUGAUCCACAUAUCAGAAAAAGAGAAACAAAUCUGCUCCAGAAGCACUAAAACGGGAAGCGGUCGCUGGAACGGAGGACGGUGUCGAAGCAGCAGAGCUCGUGGAUGUAUUUGUAUGUAUACUGUACAGUCAACCCUCUUCCCUGAUCUCUGCUGUGAGCUGGGACUUCUUACUCUCAAAUACACUUUUUCUUUUUUUUUUUUUAAAUUAUUUCCAAGUCUGAUUUGUUCAGGAGACUUUCUGAGGAGUCCCAGUUUCAUGUGUGAAUCUUAACGGUUUUCCAAGUGAAUGACUCUUCUGCUGUUGGUACUAUAAAGGGAAACUUCCAGAAACUUUGCAGUCUCACCUGUAUGUUAGAGGGCAGCUUCGUUUUGUGCCAUUUUAUGUUGAAUCUAAAUUCUGAAGUCGAUGAAACUCCAGAGGCCGGUAUCUUCUGUCGUUUCAUGUGAAGCAGACUGGCGCCCUGCCUGGUGAUGCCCUCCGGUUUCCACCUCAAAUUCAGAAGACUGAACAGAUUUACUCCGAUAAAAUGUCUUUAGGUUGUUUUGCCGCUAGAAAAGUUCAAGUCAACAUGGGAAACGAGAGCAGAAAUCCUUCAAAUUUGAAAUAAUCAGCUAAAAAAGAAAGAUAAUGGCACAAAGUGAGGCCUGCUGGGAUCCGGAGGGAGCUGCAGACACAGGUUCGUACUUUCAGUUCUAGUUUUUUUUCUUUCUUUCUGUCGUUCCACAUCGAGUCGGCCUUAUUUCCAAACUCUUGAUUGUGAUCAUCGGUUGUGAAGCAGCGUGUUUUAUGACAACUAAAUUAAAAGUUUUUUAACUGG